This is a messenger RNA of Aspergillus alliaceus, 1980 nucleotides long. RefSeq lists its product as uncharacterized. The record is from RefSeq and is a predicted model, not a curated record. The transcript has 6 exons. Bases 1 to 1980 code for a protein of 659 amino acids. Lineage: Eukaryota; Fungi; Ascomycota; Eurotiomycetes; Eurotiales; Aspergillaceae. Gene Ontology annotation, molecular function: flavin adenine dinucleotide binding; monooxygenase activity.
AUGGCUUCCAACAACCUCCCGUCCUCGUUAGACGAUGAGUUCCCGCCAAGAGCGGAUCUGCGUCAGAUGAUGGCCCAGCAGCCACUUCCUACGAUUCCCUCUAGUAUGAUAGAUCCGACUUCUAUGGCUAGCGAUGAGGCAACCAAACAGGCGCGCGCUGUGUUGAAGCGCUUGAGCGCCGCACUGGCCGACGACGAUGCUAAUGCUCUCCAGGGCUGCUUCUUUGACAAUCAAGCAUAUUGGAAGGAUCAGUUGGCUCUCACCUAUCACCUCCGCACGUUCAAUACUCCCAGAAUAAUCGCCGCGAGCCUUUUGGAAACAAAGACAUUGAGGAAUGUGAAGGGGGAAAUUACGGUAGAAGGCGCCGCUAUUUUCCUUCCUGCGACGCCGACACUUCAAUUCAUCGAUUGCGGAAUUGUUUUCCGGACGGACUCUCCAGGCGCGACAUGCGAAGGGAAGGUAGUGCUCUUGCCUGUCAAAAGUGAUAAAUGGACAGUUGUGUGGAAAGUCUGGAUCCUCAGCACCAUUCUCAAGAGCUUAGAUUUGCAACCAGAGAACGAGGGACUACUCCAGUCUCCGAGGAAACAAUUGGAUGGUCUUGCGUCAUUCGACACAGAUGUCUUCAUUAUCGGUGGAGGCAACGCGGCUGUCGCGCUUGCCGCACGUCUUAAGGCUCUGGGUGUAGAAAGCGUCAUGGCCGAGCGGAAUCCGCGGCCAGGCGACAAUUGGGCUCUCCGUUAUGACUGCAUGCGGUUUCACAUCCCCACGUCCUUUUGUGAUCUGCCCUACAUGUGCUAUGACCAGGAGCUCCAAACUCCACAUCUUCUCGCGAGGAAUGAGCUAGCACUACAGGUCCGACGAUAUGUCGAGACAUUCAACCUUAAUGUGGUCUCCUCGGCUCAGAUCCGGUCGACGCGAUAUAAUCUGUCUUCUAAGAACUGGGAGGUUGAAUUUGAUACUCUUACCGGUCAGCUCACAGCCAACUCCAAACACCUUGUCCUUGCGACCGGCAUUGGGUCCCAGAAGCCCUAUCUUCCAACGAUGGUGGACAGUCACUUAUAUCAGGGCAUCAGUAUUCACUCGGCGCAGUACCAGAAUGCCAACCAGCUUGCAGAAAAGGGAGCCCAGUCCGUCCUAAUCGUCGGUUCUGCUAACACAGCAUUUGACGUGCUCGAGGACUGCCACGCUGCUGGACUUCACACAACAAUGGUUGUCCGAUCCCCAACGUACAUUGUCCCUGUAGAAUACAUCUGUGAUAAGCAUAGUCUCGGUGCCUAUGACAUGGGCGUGGAGGCAGCCGAUCGGCUGUUUAUGACGCUGCCAACCUGCGUGGACAGCCAGCUUGCCUGUGGCCUGAUGAGGCAGUUUGCGAGCCAAGAGCCGCAUCGGUACAAUGCACUGGCCGCAGCUGGAUUCCCUGUUCUUGACAGCCGUGACCCGAACGUGUCCCUUAUGCAUAACCUGAUCGAGCGGGCUGGUGGACACUACGUCGAUGUGGGCGGCACCAAACUACUGGCAGAGGGCAAAGCUGGCAUCAAGGUCGGAGUCGAGCCUGUCGCGUUCACGACGACAGGUCUUCGAUUCUCCGAUGGCAGCUCCGUGGCCGCAGAUGCCGUGGUGUGGUGCACAGGCUUCGCCGAUAAAGAUGUGCGUGAUACAGCUGCCCAGAUCCUGGUUGGGGACGCACCAAACCAUGAGAGCGAAAAUGAAAGCAAGCAUUUUCUCGGUCCUCGCGAAAUUGCAAGUCGCCUUGACGCAACAGGGGGUAUUGAUGGGGAGGGGGAGAUCCGCGGUCUAUGGAAGCGCCAGUCGCGUGUUGAUAACUUCUGGGUCAUGGGUGGUUAUACGCAACAGCACCGGUGGCACUCGCGGACCUUAGCCCUGCAGAUCAAGGCAUCUCUGGAAGAUAUUUUGCCGCCAGCAUAUAGGGACACACCGAGUCCAGCCCCAGUAGCUCCGCAAAGGUUUCCUUUAUUGUAG